Messenger RNA from Anopheles stephensi (Asian malaria mosquito), 1184 nucleotides. Its product is annotated as insulin-like growth factor-binding protein complex acid labile subunit. Gene Ontology annotation, cellular component: plasma membrane. The transcript is spliced from 2 exons. Lineage: Eukaryota; Metazoa; Arthropoda; Insecta; Diptera; Culicidae. Gene Ontology annotation, molecular function: protein binding. The record is from RefSeq and is a predicted model, not a curated record. Bases 135 to 1127 code for a protein of 330 amino acids.
UUCCGCGCCCUGCGAUCAAUGUAGAGCGAACCAGCGCCAACCGCACGAUUCGUUCCAAAAACGAUCGUCGUCGAUCGUCAACUGCCCGCUUUUGAGCCGAGAUUGAUAACGAAAGACCCGAACGCAGCAGCAAUAUGUUGAUGACGGCACGCUACCGCGACGUGAUGCUGAUGUGUUUGGCGGUCCUGCUGUUGGGGACCGGAUGUGGUCAGGUGUGUGGCCGAGCAGUACCGCAUCACAGGCUUCGAGGAGCUGCAUCGGUUGGACGUCUGCAGAAUGUGACGCUCACGAACGCUUCGCUGUCCCCCAUAGGACGACUAGGCGGAGAGGUGUCCCUGGAGGGAUGUCUAAUCGAGAACUUCGGUCCGGCACUGUUCGGACUGCUGGUGCGGACAGAAUGUCUGACGCUUCGGGGUGGAUUCAUUCCCACCGUUACAUUCAACUCGCACGCGCUCGAUACACUCGUGAUCGAUGCGACGGGGCUGAAGUUGUUCGAUGUGCUUCCUUCCGAAGUCGCUUACGCCAAGCUGCGGAUCCUUCAGAUAACGCGUACCAAGCUCGAGCACCUCACAUCGAACCUGUCACUGUUGGUGGGCCUUAAACGGCUGGAUCUCUCCCAGAACCAACUAGCGUACGUCGAUCUGGAUGUGUUGGGAGCGAUGCAACGGCUGCGCGAUCUCGAUCUGUCUGUGAACAGGAUUGUUCGAUUGGACGCUUCGCCCGAGCUGCAGCUGGCGGGCCUCCGCAACCUCUGGGUCAGCUACAACCGAUUGCGCUCGUUCGGGGCUUUCCCGGGUGCGUUCCCGGCCCUAGACACGGUGCGCUUGAUAGGCAAUGCGUGGCACUGUGCAUGGGUGGACCGGGCGCGGGCCAACAUCAUACGUCACGGGAUCACGGCUUUCGGGGCUGAUUACGAUUGUCCCGGCGAGCGCCAGGGUGGACUUUGCUGCUACGGCGGCGCUGAUGACGUGCUCGGUGAGGAAGAAGCGCAAACGACGACUUCGACGCCGCUUGAUACAGGGAUUGGAACGCAACCGGCAAACGGUGAUGAUCUCACGCUGCGAGAAUCGAAUCGAAGUACAGAACCGAUAGGCGUACGGUACGGUGAUGUGGAGAUCUUUUUGUGAGUGAAUGUUGUGCUAAAUAAACUCCUUUGAAGAAAUUGUUUACAUUACUAUUAAGGA